AUGCACAAUUUCUUCCGUAAACUCUCGUUUCGUUCCAAGCCGGAGCCAUCGGAGCCGAAAAAGCGUUCAUCGGGUCUGCUUCGUUUCAUUCGUUCCGAUCACUCGAAACAUCACGCACCACAGGAGCCGGUGUUCGACAUGCCGCCCGCGCUCAUGUGCCACGUCAUCGAUCAGCUGCCGUUCUUCGAGCAAAUGCGUCUGGCGCGUCUCUCCAAAGGCGUCAAGCGGCAUCUCGAGGAGAAGUUCGCGCGGAUCAAAAAACUGGAGCUCCGCAAGCGAGACAUCAACGAGACUUGUGCGGAUCCGGCGUUCGAGCGUCACGGCAAAGCCUACGUGGCCAUCAAAUUGGAGCCCGAAUCGGUGUGUCUGGUGAUUGAUGACGCGUGGGUCGUCGCCGACUUCUACGUCUUUCUGGGCAUGCUCGAGGUGUUCCGCGAGGGCAUCGAGACGGUCGAGUUGGACGCGCCGAUCGCCGAGCUCAUCGUCAUCUCGAUGUCGAACAUCUCGCUCGAGCGUUGGUACGCGUUUCAGUGCAUUCUGAAGGCGUUCAAGGAGAUCUACGAAGACCUUCAUUUGGAUUCUGGCUUCAUCGCCGAUCGUGACUGCUUCUGGCCCAAGUGCAGCGAUAUCAGUAUCCACGCGACGAAAGCGCAGGCGGCGCAUCUCGGACGCAUUCUCGACUACGGCGUCAAGAGCGGCUACAUUUUCGAUCGUCGCACGAUGGAUCAUCUCAAGUUGGAGUUCGACGACCUGGACGGAAUGACCGAUAAGGCCGUCAACAAGCAGAUUUACUAUUUCCGGUUCGUCGCACUUUUUUUUUUUGAUUGAUUCGGCGAUGAGUAAUGGACGAGGGUGGGGCAUCGCGUAUCGAAUCAGCAAUUGAACAGUCGUCGAUUGUCAGGCGGACUUUGUUCUCUAGUCAACUCCCAAAUCAAUUCGAAAUGUUUUCAGUUGCUGGACCGGUUCGCUCGGAUGGGAUCAUCGCUACGAGAUUGUGUUCCACGGCAAUCGGGCGGAGCAGAAUGUUUAA
This is a messenger RNA of Caenorhabditis sp. 36 PRJEB53466, 1030 nucleotides long. The record is from the annotation of a GenBank genome assembly. NCBI's taxonomy places the organism in Eukaryota, Metazoa, Nematoda, Chromadorea, Rhabditida, Rhabditidae.